GUCAAAUUAAAAGUCCUCUCGGUACAAAAAGGUUCAAUCUUCGCUUUUGGAAUACUGUGCAGUUGGUGACUGACAGGAGAAACCACCGGGCUCCGACCCAGCUCGGUGUGGAUCUGACAGCAGAGACGGAGGAGGAACUCUGUGAGCGAGGAGCUCUUCUGGUUUUCAGGAUCUUCGUUGUAUUUUUAACUUGUUUACGUCGCUGGAGAGACUGCCUGAGAUCGGAUGAAUGCCAAACCCUGCGACUUUGCCUUCGCCAAAAGGACUCCAUGUCUUUCUUGGACUGUUCCUGCAUCUCCCAUGCUCAGGUCCAGCCAUUGGACAUAGAGGAGCAGUAUGAGGACACCAGCCACCAGUUCCUGAGCUGUGACGGUUCUGAAUACACUCUGCAAGGGCCCGCGGGGGGCGAUGACAUCACAGGGUUGUCGGCUGAGCCCGCCCACUACCAGCUACUGUCUGAGCUCGGUCGAGGCUUCAACAACCUGAGCCAGGUGAGCAUGGCCCGGCACGUCCCGACCAACCAGCUGGUGGCAGUCAAACAAACCAACCUGGACGAGUGCACCGAGGACGAGCUGCUGCAGCUCAUGAACGAGGUUCUCCUGUCCAGGCUUUUCCGCCACCAGAACCUGCUGACCUCUCGCCGGGUUUUCAGCUCUUGCUGCCAACUGUGGGUCCUCACACCGCUCAUGGCCUAUGGCUCUGCUGACAGCUUACUGAGGACAUACUUCCCUGAUGGAAUGAGUGAGUCCCUGAUCGCCUACCUGCUGUACGGUGUUCUGAAAGCGUUGGAAUACCUGCAUCGGAUGGGCUACGUUCACCGGGCACUGAAGGCCAGUCAUAUCCUGCUGUCAGGGGAGGGGCGUGUUUACCUCUCGGGGCUCCACAGUAUUUACAGUAUGAUGCGUGAGGGGAAGAGGAUGAGGGCGGUGUUCGAUAUGCCCAAUCACAGCCCCGCCCUUCUGCCCUGGCUCAGCCCCGAGCUGCUGCGACAGGACCUGCAUGGUUACGGAGUAAAGUCAGAUAUCUACAGUUUAGGUAUCGUAGCCUGUGAGCUGGUCAGUGGCAGGGUGCCUUUUCAGGACAUGGCACCCACUCAGAUGCUGCUUCAGAAGCUGCGCGGCUCCCACUGCUGCCUGCUGGACGUGGCCCCCUUCCCGCUGGGCGAGCUGGGGGGCCUGAAGGUGUCGCGGUCGGGGGUGGACUCCGGCAUCGGGGAGAGCGUGGCCACCGGGAGCCUGACACACAGCGCCACGGCUCCUCCCACCGACCGACCUCAGAGCCCCGGACCCAAGAACCACUCGGCCACCCUGCACAACCUGGUCCAGAUGUGUCUGCAGCAGCAGCCCGAGCUCAGACCGUCAGCAUCUGCACUGCUGACCCACGCCUUCUUCAAGCAGGUGAAGAGGCACAGAAGAGACUCCUUCCUCAGCCUCAUGUACCCAGCGGUGCCACUCACCAGCCCCGAGGACGCUCCAGUAUCCUGCCCCCCCGGCCCGUCCUGCCACGCUCUGACAAUGCCCAGCGCCGACACUCCCGAGGCCGUGUGGGACUUCUCCUAACCCCGCCCCCUAUUUUUCCAAUCCCUAUCCCAGGAUUGCUGAAAGCCAUGACUAGUAAACCAAACUCAAGACAAUCAAAGCAAAGUGGCCACACUCUACUGUGCUUUCCUUUUGUUCUUAUUACUAACCUAACUCUCUGAGCCUUUUCAAGUAGUUUUGUUUAAACGUGUUCAUCUAAUGCAAAUGUGGAUUUGGUUGUUGGUGAGGUGACAGUGAAAGUGCUGGAUCUAUGAAGCUGCUCUGGUAAUACACUAAGGAUCCAUAAUAAUAAUAAAGAUAAGGGACUAUGGAUGAGUCACAGGAGAACAGAUUAUUAGUUGACUACUAAUCACACUCUGACUAUGAGGACAAAAGGCAACUACGAGUUAAGGAAGUCCAGCCAGAUACACUUCAUCGUUAAACACAGAUAUUUGUGUGUUUACAGUUUACGUUUAGAAAACAGUAUUUUGUGUCUACGGUGAGUUUGUCCGUUAAAGUGUUAUGUCUUCUGACUGUGAAUGGUGAAUACUGUGGUACAGAAAAAAGAGGUUUACGCCUCCUAUGUGCAAAUAUGUUCACCGAUAUCAGAGCUUUUCACUCCAGAACCUGCCUGAGAAUCAUUGUGUUUGUUUUUUGGAGACUGACAGUAUAACAGUGAUUGUUGUCUGUACAUUUGUUGUCAUCCACUGCACCCAGGAAGUUGCAAGAGCUAAUUCAGCAGGCAACAUGUAAGAACUCAAUGGCAACAUUACACAAAGUCGCAACUAAGCGCAGGGAAAUCUCAGCUAUCAAUCAUGACGGUACAUCCUGUUUUUACAGUAUCAAAUAAUUAAUUAACACCAAACUUGACAGAUAAAUUAGCACUUGAACAUAGAGCAUAACAUACGUAAGAACUUCUUCAAAUGAUAGAAAUCAACUGAACAAUUUACCAGGUUAUUUCAGUUUACAAAACUGACCUUGAUCGCAAAUGUAAAUAUAUUUUGCUGUAUGUUUGAACAUAUAUGCCCAUGUAUUCUUGUAUAUUCAUCUGAAAUGUUUGCCUAUGAGUUAAUAGGAUAAGGUGCAACUUGGCUUCUUUAAAAAGAAGCACUUGAGCAAUAGAAUCUAUCUCUAUGUAUCAUUGGUGUUUCCUGCAGGAGUUAGGUUAGAAACCAUCCGUAGAGACACUAGAUGAAGGUAAUCACCUUCCCUGAUCAUUAGUGAUGAGGCAAAAGAGAGAUAUCUCUACUCUGUGUCUCUUACACGACAACGCCUUUAUGUUUUACUGAAACCUGAUUUCUGAAUAUGGUGAUUGAUCUAACUGUGACGAAGUGUACUGUGUAUAGCAACUGUGAUUUGCAGUACAUAUCAAACCUGGUAGCUGUAUGAGCCUGAUAUAUACACACAUAAAAGAUAUGUAUCAAUAAA
Messenger RNA from Limanda limanda (common dab), 2945 nucleotides. RefSeq names its product STE20 related adaptor beta (gene stradb). The record is from RefSeq and is a predicted model, not a curated record. The coding region runs from base 270 to 1559 and encodes 429 amino acids. The transcript has 12 exons. Lineage: Eukaryota; Metazoa; Chordata; Actinopteri; Pleuronectiformes; Pleuronectidae. Gene Ontology annotation, biological process: protein phosphorylation. Gene Ontology annotation, molecular function: ATP binding; protein kinase activity; protein serine/threonine kinase activator activity.